UUGGAAGUUCAGCCCAUUGGUGCAUUCGGAAUGUCACGAGAAUUCCGGACACAAAACCCCCGAUCCCCCCGUCCCACUAAAAAGUGGAAAGUGAAUAUCCUUGCACGGGUAGCAGAAGUCUUGGACUCCGAACUGGACGAAAAAGUGCAAUUCGUCAAUCUGCAUAAACGCUGGAGGGCUUCAAGAUAUGGAGCCUGCCUUUGGGGAGGUGAACCAGCUAGGCGGUGUUUUCGUUAAUGGCAGACCUUUACCAAACGCCAUCCGGAUCAGGAUUGUAGAACUAGCACAACUCGGCAUCAGGCCAUGCGACAUCAGCAGACAACUUCGGGUUUCCCAUGGUUGUGUCAGCAAGAUUCUGGCCCGAUACAACGAGACUGGAUCCAUAUUACCAGGCGCCAUAGGAGGGAGCAAGCCAAGAGUCACCACCCCUACAGUGGUCAAACACAUACGGACAUACAAACAGAGAGACCCGGGUAUUUUCGCUUGGGAAAUUCGGGACAGACUCCUAGCCGACGGGGUGUGUGAUAAAUUUAACCUUCCCUCCGUCAGUUCCAUCAGUCGAAUCCUUCGCAACAAGAUUGGAAGCUUAUCACAGCAUAACCACGGGGAGCUCAACAAACAGUCGUCCCACGUUCCGCCGCAGCCAUCGCUUCCUUGCAACCAUAUCUACUCGUACCCAACAUCCAUAAAUACCAGAAAAGUGCCAACUCCACCUGGCAUGCCCACCCUUCCCGGACAUAUGGCAAUGCACAGAAUAUGGCCGUCCUCUCAUUCCGUCACCGACAUUCUGGGAAUUCGGUCCAUAACAGAACAGCAAAUUUGCGACAGCCCGCCCAUGCACGGUGCCAAAGUAGAAGAGUGGACGACUAUAAACAGGAUUAAUUUUCCCACAACAAGUUCGCCGCGUGCCAAUGACUUGGAUAAACCGCACUUAGAACUGAACACAAAAUACGCGCAGAUGCCAAACAGAUUGUCCAGAGUGAGCAGCUGCGUCAGAGUACCCAGCCUUCCUCCCUAUCAGCCGGCCACCCCAGCAUCGCCCUACAUGGGCUACAGCGCAGCAGCCUCGGGGUACAUGACAGGACCUGUGUGGCAGCCAGCCAAUGGCGGCGGCCUGUCCCCACACAGCUGUGACAUCACCUCCCCACUUUCCCUCAAGAACAUGUCGGGUGGCAGCGAAAGCAGCCAUCGCGUGCCCGCCUCUGUGCUGUAAUCCCCUCCCCUACUGUAUCAGGUGGAUUCUGAUUGGCUUUGCACCCCAGAGACUGACCUACCACAGCAUUGCCUUGCUGACAAGGAUUCCACAGAGGAUCUAUGCUGCCCCGUCAACUCUCUGCACUUCGGUCCGCAAGACAACUGAGCGUCCCAGGGGAUCAGAUAUACUCUGGCUGAAACAGAUCUGUAUUUGAGGACUUCUGGCAGCGCAGGUCACCCCACUGCAUUCUGGGCCAUAGUUUUCCUUUUUCAUUGUUACCACAGGAAUAUCCGUAAAAAAUAGACCUUUGUAUUAGUUUGUGUCCCCCUCCAAUAUUAAACUCUGCAGGCAAUUUUCUUUAUGUUUUUCUUUUGAAAUAUCCUGCAGAAUAGCAGCUACAGUUAAACGUAAAGGCUCAGUUAAAAGAAAUUAUCCAUCCAUUUAUCCAUCCAUUAACAACUUAUCCUGGACAGAGGCACAGGGCCUGGAGCUUAUCCCCAGGUUAGCUUAGGGCAAAAGGUUCUUGGCACCCUGGACAGGAUACCAGUCCGUCGCAGAGCACACGCAUGCACGCACUCACACGAUCACACAGAGAAUUUAGAAAUGCCAUUCGCCUAACUGCAUGACUCUGGGCAGUGGGAGGAAAUCUUAGUACCCAGAAACCCCCAGGAGAUGAGGAGCAAAUGCAAACUGCAGAGAAAUUCAGAGAACAUUGCAGAAAAAAAAAAUCAUGGGUUAGCUACCCUGUCCUGGGAGUAAAUUUAGUUAUUCAGUUGAAAUUGUUUUUUAUAUAAAAUUAUGCAAGUUCUAAAAUGUAUAUUCUCAUUUAUUUAUUAUGGUGCAUUGGGUAUUUGAAUAAAGUGCAAUCACACCCAGGAA
This is a messenger RNA of Brienomyrus brachyistius, 2074 nucleotides long. RefSeq names its product paired box protein Pax-9-like. Gene Ontology annotation, molecular function: DNA-binding transcription factor activity, RNA polymerase II-specific; RNA polymerase II cis-regulatory region sequence-specific DNA binding. The record is from RefSeq and is a predicted model, not a curated record. Gene Ontology annotation, biological process: regulation of transcription by RNA polymerase II; anatomical structure development. The transcript has 4 exons. Bases 188 to 1213 code for a protein of 341 amino acids. NCBI's taxonomy places the organism in Eukaryota, Metazoa, Chordata, Actinopteri, Osteoglossiformes, Mormyridae.